AGUAUAAUACGUAAGGUUUACAAUUAGUUUCGUUAGUUUCGGGUUUUAAUAGGCCUACAACCUAUAAAAAUAACGUGCUAUUAAUCUUUAUUUUAAAUGUGGGAAAAUGUUUAAGUUUAGGCUACAUAUUUUCGGCGUGUUAUAGCCUAUAUUUUUAAGUAACACAAUUCAUUUAUGAAGCAAUUUCUCUUCUUCUCCAUGCUGUUAUACCGAUUGCACGCGGCUGGUUCUCGGGUGUUUUCCCCCUAAUUCAGAUCUGAACUCCAGGCGCGCGGCGCGCAUCACCCCGCGGCUUCUGUCGGAGCUUCUCUGUAGUGUGUUUGAGUGGCAGUUAGUGAAGCGUCAUUGGCUCUUCAGAGGGGCAGAGCCACGCCAAUCACUCACAUCCCGCUCCGGCAUAAGAGCCGGUGCGUAAGACGCGCGCCUAUUCGCGCUUUCACUACUGUCACUACUAAUACUGGACCCGAUAAAGGAGCCUGUUGUUAUACUGGGCAUUUAUCGUGCUUGUAUUUAUAAAGUUCGCGCUCUCGCUGAGCGUUCUUGAAGGCGAAUUUCUAAUUUCGUAUGUGGAAUAGACUGCGACAUGAUUUGAAUUCUGUAGCGUUUGGACAUCUCCGACAGCGGGCGGAGACAAACAUCUAUUCAGUGGUCUCUCAAGAAUGGAAAAGAGUCUUCUGCCUGGACCAAACGAUAUUGUGAUGGCUACCCCACCAGGUUCAUUUCAGCAGGAGCCGCUCACGCCUCCAAGAUCCUCCCUAAAGCCCAACCAAGUUGGGCAGGUCAUCCUCUACGGAGUGCCUAUUGUCUCGCUGGUGAUUGACAGUCAAGAGCGCUUAUGCCUGGCUCAGAUAUCCAACACCCUGUUAAAGAACUACAGCUACAACGAGAUCCACAAUCGUCGAGUGGCUCUGGGCAUCACCUGCGUGCAGUGCACCCCGGUCCAGCUCGAGAUCCUCCGGCGGGCGGGCGCCAUGCCCAUUUCCUCCCGCCGCUGCGGCAUGAUCACCAAACGGGAAGCGGAGCGACUUUGCAAGUCUUUCCUCGGUGAGAAUUCCCCACCCAAGCUGCCAGACAACUUUGCGUUCGACGUGACACAUGAAUGCGCUUGGGGCUGCCGGGGAAGUUUCAUCCCGGCGCGCUACAACAGCUCCCGGGCUAAAUGCAUCAAGUGUUCCUACUGUAAUAUGUACUUCUCCCCUAACAAAUUCAUCUUCCACUCGCACCGCACACCCGAAGCCAAGUACACACAGCCAGACGCUGCCAACUUCAACUCCUGGCGUCGGCACCUUAAACUGACAGACAAAACGGCAGUGGAGGACCUGUUGUUUGCCUGGGAGGACGUAAAAGCCAUGUUUAACGGAGGAAGUCGCAAGAGGGCACUUCCGUCCUCAAACUGCUCGGCCAUGGGCUCCGUCAAGGCCAUGAACUUAGUUCUCCCCCACAUGAUUUCUCCGGAACUGGCCCAGAAGAGAGGCCGGUACGAGGACAAUGAUGAGUUGGAUUCCAACAGCCUCUCACCUCGAAAGGCCCCCCGCAGUUACCCGGUCAUUCCGGUUCCGAGCAAAGGUUUCGGGAUGUUGCAGAAGUUCCCAACAACGUCACUAUUCCCCAGCCCCUACACCUUCCCAGCAUUCGGCCUGUGCCCGCAGAAGAAGGACGACAGCGAGGCAGCUAACGGACAGAAAAACAGCGGCCUCUCAGGGCUCCUUUGGCCCGGCCGCAAGGACGCUUUUUACCCGCCCUUCUGCAUGUUCUGGCCUCCGAGGGCAACUGGGGGUAUUCCGGUGCCCACUUACCUCCAACCCCAACCCAAUGCACUUUCCUCCCUCACAGAAAGCCCAUCCCUCAGACAAGCCUUUUUGGAUCUGUCUGAACAGGGUGAUGCCGGCUUGGAAACGAACCCCAGAUCCGGGUUGUUCGAGAGCGACUGCCCGCCCGUGACCUCUGACCUCCGACCCACCCCGGAGGGCUGGCUAAAGCUGCUAGAUGCUCCUUCGCUGCAAGCCCGCAAGGCCAGUUACCACUCCGCAUUCCGGCCGGUGGUCAAAGACACGGAAAGCAUUGCCAAGCUCCACGGCAGCCUGGAGGACUUUGGGCCGGAGAGGCACCUUUCUCCUGGCACUAGCUGCAGCUUCCAGAGCGACAGCGGUGAAAGCGACGAGGAGCAGGAAGUGGAUGUGGAGACGAAACAGGAUGAGGAUCAGGAGGACUUCACCAACCGUGUGGCGCAGACGUCCCCACAGACGCCGCAGCAGCCGUGUGGCCUGCACAUACGCGGGCUUCCCAACAGCAGUGCGGGGGAUCAGGCCAAAGAACAAGCCUCCUUCCCAACCGUUCCCACUGAGACCUCAGCAGAGGACAAACCCGGCCUCACUGUCAGUCCGCCCACCAUCCUCAAAGUCCCCAGUCCCGUUCACGGCUCGCUGGAGGAAAGCGCCGCGUACAGAAAUGCUCACAAGAGCAGAGACGAUGGGCUGCCAGCAUAUGCAAGCAAAAACAAAAGCACCAUCUCAGAUGACAACAAAGAGCAGAGCAGCUUUUUCGUCCCAGAGACAGAAACGUUGGCACCCGAAUACUGGCGGGAGAAUCCAACAGACCAAAGUCAAGACUCAAACUCUCCCGUAUCGCUCAAGAAGGAUGUUGAGAACAUGGAAAAAGAGGAACUCCAGAAAGUUCUCCUUGAACAGAUAGAUUUACGGAGGAGACUGGAGCAGGAGUUUCACGCUCUGAAAGGCAGCUCUCCAUUUCCAGUUUUCCAUAACUUUCAGGACCAAAUGAAGAGAGAACUGGCUUACAGGGAAGAAAUGGUGCAGCAGUUACAGAUGAUUCCCUAUGCAAACAUCAUUAGAAAAGAAAAGGUCGGGACACAUCUAAACAAAAGCUAAAUGGUCAAUUUGUCUGAAACGAAAUCAAGCUGCUCUCAACAUCUCAACACAACGAAAGCAACCUCUUCACCAGAUCAAAAUGUUGAACGCUGCCUUUGACAGACCACCUCAACAAUGUCCAUCUCCAAUCAAACCAAAAGGCAUCAGUGUACUGACGGAUACACAGUACCAUUAAAUGCAUCUACCAAUGAUUUAGAGUUCAUUUGAGGUAUUUCCUGUACAGUAACCCCACUUUGAUUAUUUAUGAACUUAUUUAAGUUUGUUUAUUACCCAUGCAUUCACUUGUUUACUGAUAACAGCAAACUGUUCAAUUAUAUUAGCUAUAGCUUGUAAAUGUACAAAAGGAGGCUGUGGAGGGAACGGGUUGCUCUGUGGCUGAUGAGCGAUCUGAAAGUGUGUAAACCUUUCUUGUUUUGCCUGUUUAAAUACCACAUUGACAAACACAAGUUUAAAAAUGUUAUUAUUAACUGUUCAUGCAAAUGUAUUUAAAUAAGUUCUUGUAGUUUCUCUACUAUUUAUGUGGAUAAUUAAAAGUCUAUGAUAUGAAAA
Molecule: messenger RNA, 3434 nt
Organism: Cyprinus carpio (common carp)
Lineage: Eukaryota; Metazoa; Chordata; Actinopteri; Cypriniformes; Cyprinidae
Product: SKI family transcriptional corepressor 2-like
Biological process (GO): negative regulation of BMP signaling pathway; negative regulation of transcription by RNA polymerase II
Cellular component (GO): transcription regulator complex; nucleus
Molecular function (GO): DNA-binding transcription factor activity, RNA polymerase II-specific; RNA polymerase II cis-regulatory region sequence-specific DNA binding; SMAD binding
Source: RefSeq, a predicted model, not a curated record